Messenger RNA from Prunus armeniaca (apricot), 504 nucleotides. The record is from the annotation of a GenBank genome assembly. Lineage: Eukaryota; Viridiplantae; Streptophyta; Magnoliopsida; Rosales; Rosaceae.
AUGGCGGCACACAAAGUGUUGAGGAAAUUAGAGCCUGCAAGACCAGCUAGCCAGCUGAAUGGAGAGACUACUUCAUCAAAGAAUUCAGGUGCAACCCGUAGUUCUGAGGGAAAUUGUGACUUUGAAGGAAAGGGAGAUCUAAAUGUAAAAUGUAAGGACAGUAAAGCUUCAAGUAACUCCCAUGGAAAACCUCAAAACAUACUGAACCAACAGGCCGAUAUCAAUAUAUUGGAGCCAGCAACACUGAAGGCUGCUGCCAAUAGUUUUGGAAUUCCCAGAGUUCUUAAGCCAAAGCACUCUCAAGAUUCCAAGACAAAGCAGCCAAUUAUCAGAGCUCAUCAAAAGACUAUUAAUUAUGAUGACACUGAUGAUCAUCAUAAGUUGACAGAUGAAGCAAGAAGGCUUCUUAAGGAAACAAGAGAGAUAGUAAACCUGAUGCAUAAAGAUUAUCACGGAAUGGGUCGCCGCAAGCCGCCCAUAAACAAUCAUGAGCCACAGCAUUGA